AGUCUUGACUUUUUGAGAUUAGCGCGUUGCCAUAAUUAUCAAACAAAUUUCUAGUGUUCUGCAAAUUCUUGGAGAAAGCAUUCUUGGAGUUCCCCUGAUGGUUUUGCCUAGUAGAAACUCUCUCCUUACUGAUAAUGGGGAUAGGUUGGGGGUUGUGCUUCAGGCGUCCAAACGAAAACUUACGUUUUCAAGUGCUGUUAGGGGUGUGAUGCAGGGGCUUUCCUUGAGUGAAAUCGUGCUUGGGAUGGAACCAUUUCUUCGAGAUGUGGUGAGAGAUGAAGUGGAACGUGCAAUUCUACCCAUCCUAAGCUCAUCUCCAAGACCGUUGAUUAAUCAGAUCAAGCAAGGCGGAGGAAGAGGGUUGCGGUUGCAAUUCAUCGGUAAAUUGCCCUCUACCAUAUUUACAGGCAGCAAGAUUGAAGCAGACGAUGGAACGCCUGUUAAGAUUGUUUUAUUUGACCCCACCAACGAGACUAUUGUCUCAUCUGGUCCAUUGUCUUCAAUUAAGAUUGAGAUUGUUGCCCUUGAUGGUGAUUUUGGUGCUGAUGAGCAUGAAGAUUGGACAGAAAAUGAAUUUAAUGCCAGCCUUCUUCGCGAAAGAGAAGGCAGAAGGCCAUUAGUGACUGGGGAGCUCAACGUUACCUUGAAAGAUGGAGUAGGCACACUUGGUGAAGUGGUAUUCACCGAUAACUCUAGCUGGAUACGAAGUCGAAAGUUCAGGGUAGGAGCCAGAAUUGUGCAAAGGAUUUCUGGUGAAGUGACAGUUAGGGAAGCUAGAAGUGAAGCAUUCGUGGUGAAGGAUCAUCGCGGAGAGUUGUACAAGAAGCACUACCCUCCAUUCCCUAACGACGAAGUAUGGCGUUUGGAAAGAAUUGCAAAAGAAGGUGCUUUUCAUAAGCGGUUGGCUACUCAAAAAGUUCAAACUGUGAAGGACUUCCUGCGAUGGAAUGCAAUGGAUCCAACUGGGCUACGCAAUGUACUUGGCUGCGGGAUCUCUAACAGGACAUGGGAGGCAAUAGUAGACCAUGCCACAAGUUGUGUUCUGAAUGAUGAUGAGAUGUAUACUUAUUACGGAGUUGGUCAGACGGAAAGGAUUGGACUCCUAUUAAAUUCCAUCUACAAGGUUGUAGCAGCAACAUUUGAUGGCCAAAAUUACCUGCCUCUCGAAAAACUGACCUUUGGACAGAAGCUUUUAGUAGAAGAUGUGAAGCGGCAAGCUUAUAAAAAUGCACAUGAGUUUACCUUGAUUGACCGGCGUGCUAUUAUGGGCCCUUCAAGACCCUUGACAAGUUUUCAAUCUGAGCCAUUUAAUAGUUCAAAUUUGGGGCCACAGCAACUUGAUUUCCCAGUUGCAAUCCAAGGACAACCUGAAAUGCAGCUGGCUUUUAGCCACGCACCAAAUGGAUCAUCAUACACCUAUGAAUCAGAAGGUUCCCAUCAACCGCAAAUUUCACUGCCACAAGCAUUCAAUCCAAUGCUGAGAAACAGUUUCACAAUGAGGGAAUUUUUUCCCAUUCCUUACAACGGAGAAAAUGGUUGGCCUCAAGGUUUUCCACCAACAUCCAUCACUCCGGGUAGUCAUUUAGCCAACGAUAACAUUUCUGAUACUCCAAUGCCAAACUGGUCUCUUGUCAACGCAUGGGACCUAGGCAAUGGUUUUGGUAAUGAAUCGCAACACAACAUCCCUUUCCCGAAUAUUAAACGCCGGGCAAGCUGGUGCAAGAUCCGAGCUGCCAUCAAGUGGUUGUUAAUAUGGCGGGAUAUUGAAGCUGCCAAAAUGGCAAGAGCUUUUUAUAUGGAUUACUAGACUUCAGAAUUUCAGCAUCUCAAAAUCAUCGAGGAGGCAAACGUCUCCCAUGUUGUAAUAUUACUGUAGUUUUGUAGGCUUUCUGUAUGUAGUUUGCUGUAAGCAUCUCAUCUCCCCCUAAAUUGAGAGGCAAGUUUCUCCUAGGGUUUGGUAGCUUAGAUUUGUAGGUCAUCUGUUUUAUGUGCCAAAGGCUUUGUAUGUAGAUUAGUGCAAAAUCAGAAGGAGCCAAGCUUUCUCCUGGAUGUGUUUCAGCUCAGCCCCUGGAAUAAUUGCAGUUGGGUUUUCUUGUACAUAGUGUUUAAAUAAUGAAUGUAGUGAAAAAGUUACUUU
Rubroshorea leprosula is the source of this 2137-nucleotide messenger RNA. The record is from the annotation of a GenBank genome assembly. NCBI's taxonomy places the organism in Eukaryota, Viridiplantae, Streptophyta, Magnoliopsida, Malvales, Dipterocarpaceae.